AGAAGAACGCACAUAGGUAGGUAGUAGUGUUUAUGUUGACAGUGUUCGACACGAGCAAUAACGAGCUGAUGAAUAUCGGUGUGCUGAUUUGUUCUCGAUGACAUGCUUUGUGGUCGUUGUCGGUACGGAGUAAUUGAAACAGCAAGUUGUAGGCGUAUUCCUCCUAUUCACUGUGAAGCACACGAGCGAAGACACCGAGAGUGAGAGAGUUACUUUGGCGUUUGCUGCAGGGAGGUCGGUGCCCUGUGGAGGCAUUCUGAUCGAUUGAUUGAUACUAUGUGUCUUUAAUACUCCAUCUACGUGUCCUAGGAGGUGCACGUACGAACUUGAGAUCAACUUGUUCAUCUGGACACAGACAUGCUCUAGGAUACUCAUCUCGGUCCAUUGCUUCUUCUGUCAUCCUAUUCUGUGCGAUGUUCUUCACAUGAUUCUCCCACAGGCGCUGCGCUUCUAGUAGCGCGUGAUCUAUCCCCUAUAUACCCCCAAGCUUUUUCGGCUGUAGAAGUUCUUACCGGUUUGAUUGUGUGAAGGAGAUUCGUAAGAACAAAUGUUCGUUGCUUUCUUCUGAUCAAUCAUGAAUAAGGCGACCUGGCAUUCAUUGAAGUUAUUCCAUUGCUAGUCGUAACAAUAAGUACUCCGUCCAUUUAGUCACUCAUUAACCCGUCUCUAAAUCUGUUCAAAGUUCUUGUGCCCUCAUGUUUUGAUUGCUGUAAUUGUUUGAAGCCUUUUUCAAUGGAAGUGCUUAGUUAUUGCUGCUUUUGUUUUCUAUAAUUUUGGUUGAUACGUGUAAUCACUAGAAAAGGUACCAAAAAAGCAUGGUGUGUUGCGUCCCAAAACAACGAUCGGCCCGUGGACAGGGAACAGGGACCACAGGAGCACAUGGAUCCUCAUGCACAACUAGUACAGUUGUACCUAAUAGUGGUAAAAACAAGCAUCUCGAUGGUCAACCUCUGAUACCAUCUCCAACUCCAUCGCCCUUAGCAGUUGGAGGAGCUGUUCCACCCCGUUCCGCCUCCAAAGUCUCGAAAGGGAUAUCUGGUGUCUCAUCGAUUUAUUUUGAUGCUUCAUCGGAUGCGGAAGAGGAAACGACGACGAAAGCUAGCACUACGUCUAGCAAAGAUCAUCCUGGAAGUGGAGCACAAGUCGGGGAUCACCCAUCACAAGAGGUUAUCGAGCAAAGGAAGCCAGGUCCUGGUGUACCCGUUGAACCACCACAAGACUCAAUCGCCACUGACCUUCGAGGUGGAAAAUUCCCGGAACCAUUUGACCCGAUAAAGAGGGCUAUAAUUAUGGACGAUUUUUUUUUCAACCUGAUGGUACUACGGCUCGCGUUGCCGGGCAACAUCAAGUACUACUUCACAGUACUUGAUGUUGACAGGUAGGAAAAUGUUAAGCUUCAUCUCACCAACUUCCUCUCAGCAACGAGUAGCGCCACUGUAGAGACAGCGGACCACCUUCACAACUUCAACAGUAGCGAAAUGCGUAGAACUCAAAAGAGACUCAGGGAAGUCGUAGGCCUAACCCGAAUCGAGUAACAUCAUCAUCAUCACCAUCAUCAUCAUCAUCAUCAUCAUCAUCACCGUCAUCGUCGUCAUCUUUAUCUCGCCUCUUGCUCUUCUAACCCAAUCCACGCCACAACCAACGAACGUUGCCUAUACGACACUGACCCAAGCACCAAGUCUGCCUUCAGUCCGCAGCAGGUAACACUGUUUCAAGAACAUGAAGAGCAACAAGUGGGCUCUCCAUCGUUAAGGCUUCCCCUAAUCUAUCUCUAUAGACAUCCCGCAACAGUAUCAAUGCACCCAAUCCAAGGGACACGGUGCUGAUGCAUAUCCUUGCGGGAUCCCUACAGGGAUGAACUAGGGGAGGCUCUAACGUCGGUAGACACCUUGCGAGACAGUCCAGUAGUGUGGCAGAUGCGGCGUGCGAGUGAAGAAAAAGCCUUAGCCUACAGAGUCCGAACUAAGGCGAUGGCGCGAUGGGGGGAACCUGACCUGAAGCCGAUUGUUAUGGUCGGUUACUUGUACUGUUACUGCAGCAGCCUCAGCACCACUCUACUUCUCAUUUUUUAGCUUUAGAAGUUCUUCACUUUCCUGAUGUUGAACCGACCUGCUGACAUCACCUAGUUGUACGUGACAUAUUCUCCUACCGCAAAUGAUCUCCCUCUAAAACGCAAGUGCACUGGAUGAAAUUUGGUGACAAAAAGCUCACAAAACAAGUCCAGCAACAAAAGCCUGGCGUAACUUUCGUCAAACCUUUGACUGGUAUAGAGUCACGCAUCGCCUAUGGAAUCGCCGAACAGAAGUGGGUUGUGGAUGAUAACAAGGAUACGUCUGGAAUGGAUUAUCCUGGAGCGUUAGCAGAUUAUCGUUCGGGGUCAGUUGGUGGUGGUCGCUACGUGAUCAAAUUAGUAUCGAACCCACAAGUAUUCUUCGAAGUGCGGUGGCAACCAGGGAAAUUUAUGGCUGGUUGUUGUGAAAUUCAAACAAGUAAAUUAAUAGUUAAACAACACUAGAGCAGUGCCUUAGAAGUCAACGAGCAUUCAAUCACUCGUCUUUGUCUAUUCACUCCAUGUCAAUGAGUAACUCUUCUGUUUCCAACAUUUUCCCGUUCUUCCUUCUCUAACCUUCACACCCGUCCAGUCGCUUACUGCACGUGUUGGCGCGGCACACCCAAAGAGCGGACUGGGAUUAUAUUCCUCUAUAGCUACAUCAAGUGUGAUGAGUCUGGCUUUCUACCGAUGCCGCUGUACGUGACUACCCAUGCUUGGGAUCCUGUGAAGGACGAGUGGGUAGCUGGAAAUAUGCCAGUUAAAUGGAGCUGGAAAGGGAAAAGAUGAUAUGACUCCUCCAAGGAAGAUGUUCUUGUGGGUCCUAUAAUCCUAGGUUUUCUGCGCUUGCUUUAUUUAGUGCUGCGGAUCUCGAUGUGUUAUAUGAGAUGUUGACUCGAAAAAUUUGAUUGCAGGUUCUAGUACACUCGUCCUGUACUUUUUUGUACUAUGAU
Messenger RNA from Amoebophrya sp. A25, 3003 nucleotides. The record is from the annotation of a GenBank genome assembly. NCBI's taxonomy places the organism in Eukaryota, Dinophyceae, Syndiniales, Amoebophryaceae.